This is a messenger RNA of Sporothrix brasiliensis 5110, 1359 nucleotides long. RefSeq lists its product as uncharacterized. The transcript has a single exon. The record is from RefSeq and is a predicted model, not a curated record. Bases 1 to 1359 code for a protein of 452 amino acids. NCBI's taxonomy places the organism in Eukaryota, Fungi, Ascomycota, Sordariomycetes, Ophiostomatales, Ophiostomataceae.
AUGUUCUCCGCUGCGCGCACCAUCUGGCAGAGCCUCAGCGACGGCAGCUGGUCCUUGCCGGCCGGCGGCGGCCAUGGCGAUGACAGCUCGACUGGAACAGACGAUGGCGACGACUACGACUACGACGACGAUGACAAGGACAAUGGCGACGCCCAGUCCUAUGGCGGAUUCUACGAGCCCUCGUUUGCCGAUGUCCUCGUCGCCAAGGCCAUGCUGCAACGCGCGGGCCACCUGCCACUGGAGCUGGUCGACGACAUUGUCGACUACGCAGAGUAUUGGCCGCACACCCACGCCGAGGCCGACUAUGCCCAGGAGACGGGCAACGGGCUUGUCAUCCCGCCGCGCAGCUUCCGCAACGACGGAAACAACAAGUUUCUGCUGCGGACGCUGCCGCUGGGCUUCCGGCGGCCCCCUGUGCCGGGCGGCCGUGACGCUAGUGGAGAAGAAGACGAGUCGAAUGCCUACAGCACGACAGAGCCGGAACCGCGGCCAUGCCACAAUGUGGGCGGCAACGACAGCGGGGACGGGAACGAAGCCAAUGGCGGCGUGCUUUGCUCCGACGACGACGUCCGCACAUGGUUUCCGGCGGGCCAGGCACCACCGCUCGAGUACCCCUGCCGCAAGAUUGUCUUUACGCUCACCAGCCACGACCAGGGCUGGGCCAACAACCAGCGCGACCGAGGCACCUACAAAGGCUCGUACUCGUGGUUUGACGUCGGACUCGAGCGGUACGGCGUGCCGGCCGGCGGCACAUCCGAGACGAGCAACGACGGCCAAAAGAGCCAAACGACCCCGGCGAUGCCCGCGACGGCAUCGCUUUACACCCUUCGGCCAGACGUCGUCGAAGCGCCCGCGCAGAACGGCGACCCGCAGCCCGCGAGCGCCGCGGACCCGCCGGACCAAAAACGCUACCAGUUCUCGUUCCCUCUCCUGCCGGGCGUCGACCGCCUGCAGUCCAACGUUGUGGCCACGCGUGCGUGGACCGAGCACAAGAUUGUCUGGUCGUGGACCGACGGCAUGGAGGAUGCGGACGCGGACGCGGACGCGGACGCGAAUGGCCCGGCGUCGGCCGCACAAAACAGCGAAGGCCCACCCGCCAGCACAGACAGCAACAUGGCAAAUGCGGCAACCACCACGGCAGCCAACGGGCCCCCGACCGAGGACAAUGUCGACCUCACAGACGGCCUUGACAAUGUACACCCUCUUGAGAAGCUGGGCCGCGGUGCUGAGACGGGCGAUGGCGCGUUUGUGCGCAACCUGCGCGUCGGCGAUGUCGUGACGCUGUGGGCCAAGGCGCGCUUCCCCGGUUGGGUCAACAUUGUCCAGCGAGCACAGAUUGACGUCUACUGGGCUGUAUAG